This is a messenger RNA of Pyrenophora tritici-repentis Pt-1C-BFP, 1935 nucleotides long. RefSeq names its product anaphase-promoting complex subunit CDC23. Gene Ontology annotation, molecular function: protein binding. Gene Ontology annotation, cellular component: anaphase-promoting complex. Gene Ontology annotation, biological process: anaphase-promoting complex-dependent catabolic process; protein ubiquitination; positive regulation of mitotic metaphase/anaphase transition. The record is from RefSeq and is a predicted model, not a curated record. NCBI's taxonomy places the organism in Eukaryota, Fungi, Ascomycota, Dothideomycetes, Pleosporales, Pleosporaceae.
AUGGGAACAUUAUCGCAGGCCGAUGAGGCCCAAUUGAAGGCACAACUCCAAGACGCCGUCAUCAGCUGCACAGAGCGCUGUCUCUAUCAUUCCGCCAAAUGGGCCGCAGAAUUGCUCGACUCACUCCCUUGCGCCGACGAUAAUGCAUCAGAUACCGAUGUCGACUCGCCCAUGUCGGACGCGCAUCCGCCUCAAACACCAAACCUCGUCCCAAAGGAUCCUACUGAAGCGCGCCUUGAAGCACGUGAGGCGCACAAGUUCCUCCUUGCCAAGACGUACUUUGACUGUCGCGAGUACGAUCGAUGCGCUGCCGUCUUCCUCCCCGGGCCCUUGCCCAAGCCUCCAACGACACCAACAACAAAUGCUAAACAGGCGGGCAAGGGCAAGUCCAAGAUGUUCACCCCCACCAAAGCGAAGCUCUCCAAUGAUACGACAAAGGGCAUCAGCCAGAAGUCGCUCUUUCUGGCGCUGUAUGCCAAGUACAUCGCCGGCGAGAAGCGCAUGAACGAGGACAGUGAGAUGAUCCUCGGGCCCCAAGAUGGCGGUGUCACGCUGAACAAGGAGCUGCCCAUGGUGUCGGCCGUCUUGGAGGAGUGGUUCAGAGAUUUGCCCAAUAGCGGUCGACAACCGCAGGGCUGGUUGGAAUAUCUCUACGGCAUUGUACUGGCAAAGGGCAAGAACGAGCAGCUCGCUAUUGACUACCUGGUCAAGAGUGUCCAUCAGUAUACGUACAACUGGGGUGCGUGGCAAGAGCUGCAAGCACUGCUCAAUACCAUGGAUGAGCUCAAUGGCAUCGUCGAGCGACUACCGCAGAACCUUAUGACCUUCAUCUUCCACGUCACAUCGUCGCAGGAGCUCUAUGCCGUCAACGAGCAGAUACAUACGUCACUGACGCAGAUACUCAGCAUUUUCCCUACAUCGGCUUUUCUAAAAACUCAACGCGCGCUGCUUCACUACCACAACAAGGACUUUGAUGACGCGGAGCAGAUAUUCUCUGACCUCCUCACUUCGGAUCCGCAUCGGGUCGAUCAUCUGGACAAUUACUCCAACAUACUGUACGUCAUGGGCAUGCGGCCUAAACUUGCAUUCUUGGCCCAGCUCGCCACAGCAACCGACAAGUUCCGCCCGGAGACAUGUUGCGUUGUGGGCAACUACUACUCCCUCAAGUCGGAACACGAAAAGGCAGUCAUGUACUUUCGCCGGGCCCUGACCUUGGACCGGACCUUCCUCUCCGCAUGGACGUUAAUGGGUCACGAGUUCGUCGAGAUGAAAAACACACAUGCUGCCAUCGAGUCGUACCGGCGUGCAGUUGACGUCAAUCGAAAAGACUAUCGCGCAUGGUACGGCCUGGGCCAAACGUACGAGGUGCUGGAAAUGCACUCGUACGCUCUCUUUUACCAUCAACGCGCCGCUGCUUUACGACCGUACGACCCGAAGCUGUGGAUGGCAGUCGGCCAAUGUUUCGGCAAGCUGGGCAAGGUCAUGAAUGGUAUCCGAGCAUACAAACGCGCACUCGUAGCCGGCUCGUACUAUGACGCUGGCAUCGGCACUUCGUUUGGCAGCGGCGAGGUGUCUGGGCUCGGCGGUGGCGUUCUAGACCCCGAGGUCCUAUACCAGAUCGCGUUGUUAUACGAGCGCAUGAACAACAUGGCCGAGUCUGCAUCCUUCAUGGAACUGGUCCUUGCACAGGAAGAAGGGCCGGAAUACGAGGAGACGGGCUCGGAAAGCGCGGGUGGCGUCGGCGUUACGGCGACGACUAGCAAGGCGAGGCUGUGGCUGGCGCGCUGGGAGUACAUGCGUGGUAUGUACCAGCGGGCUAUGGAGCUGGCGAAUGAGCUGUGUCAAGAUGGCGUCGAGGUUGAGGAUGCAAAGGCGCUGGUGAGAGAUAUUAGGGCUCGUAUGGAGAGGGCUGGUGGUGGGGACGAGGCAGAUUGA